This is a messenger RNA of Candoia aspera, 2572 nucleotides long. It is a transcript of the gene CDR2L, whose product is annotated as cerebellar degeneration related protein 2 like. NCBI's taxonomy places the organism in Eukaryota, Metazoa, Chordata, Lepidosauria, Squamata, Candoiidae. The coding region runs from base 766 to 2157 and encodes 463 amino acids. The transcript is spliced from 5 exons. The record is from RefSeq and is a predicted model, not a curated record.
CGCAAUCCGCCUAGUAGCUAAAAUGCGUCUAGAAUUCCUCCGAUGAGGAGAACUGGAGGAGAAAAAGGCAAGGAGGGAGGUCUGUCGUCUUCCCUUCCCGCCUCCUUCCCUCUCCCUACGUCUUUGGCAGGGAUUUUCUUGCAGCAAGCAGUUCCAUGCUAGAGGUCUCCACCGAGCUGCUCAAGUCGGAACUGGCUGCAUAGGAAGCUUGCUCUUUCUUUUGUGCAUCACCCAGUGAACUCGCUGCAAGUAAGAGCCCUGCAGCAUUCAGGUCCGGAUUUCCAUCCGUAACAAAGACGCAGCACCCGUCCUCUAUUUUCAGAAAGCGCGGAGGACAAGAGAGGAGGAGGAAAUUCGUGCGCCACGUCCCUGGCCUUCCUGCUCUCUCCCUUUCUCCUUGGCGGAAAGCAGAUGAAAAGAGAAGGAAGGUGAUGCAGACAGUGGGGAAAAAUCUUUGAGUUUGGGGGUACCGCUGCAGCAGCGCUGAUUACAAUAGAACAUCUGCAAAGCCAUUGUUUCGGCCUCAGGACUCACGGGAUCAGCCUCAGUGGCUCAUCCUCGCCGAUUCCCGCCUUAAAGUCUGGCGACGGUCGCUUCCCGCCCUCACCAGCGUCGGUCUCUUGGAAAACAUCCCCUUGGUCUCCUCACCCCUCCGUUUUCUCCCCUCCCCUUGAUUCUCUCUCACUCUGCAGUACAGUAUUAUCUUUGAGAGGUCAGCCUUUCUUUGCUUACAGCUGAGUUUUGGAUGUUUGCGGAGUAGAGUUCAUGCUAAGCGCCGACAGGAUGGAAGAGUUUCAGAGUGAGGAGGAGGAACCCUGGUACGACCAGCAGGACUUGGAACAAGACUUGCAUUUAGCAGCAGAAUUAGGGAAGACGCUGCUGGAGCGCAACAAAGAGCUGGAGGAUUCUCUGCAGCAAAUGUACACCACCAACGAGGAACAAGUACAAGAGAUAGAGUAUUUGACAAAACAGCUGGAAAUGUUGCGGCAUAUGAACGAACAGCAUGCUAAAGUUUAUGAACAGCUGGAUUUAACAGCACGGGAUCUAGAACUGGCCAAUCAGAAGCUUGUGCUAGAGAGUAAGGCAUCCCAGCAGAAGAUACAAUGCCUGACAGAAACUAUUGAGGGACUACAAAAUCAAGUUGAUGAGCUACAAAAACAAGUGGAAGAACUGCAGAGCUUAGACCAGCUGCGUGUCCGCCGAGAAAAAAGAGAAAGGCGUCGAACCAUCCACACAUUUCCUUGUCUCAAGGAAUUAUGCUCAAGUCCCAGAUAUGAGGAUGCAUUCCAGAUCCACAGCUCUUCAAUGGAGUUCAGCCAGAUGCCCUUGGAACGAGAGAAUGAGCGACUGCAAGCAAUGGUAAAUUCUCUCCGGUCCCAAGUUAAUCAGGAGAAGCAGCGAAAGGAGAGGGUGGAGAGAGAGUACACAUCAGUCAUUCAGGAGUACUCAGAUCUUGAGCAGCGAGUGUGUGAGAUGGAAAGCUGCAAACUGCGCAUUAAAGAAUUGGAAACUGAAUUAUUGGAACUCCAGCAGAUGAAGCAAGUCAAGAAGUAUCUCCUCAGUAGAGAGGACAACCUGUCAGAAGCACUUCUGGAGCCAUUAAACAAUGCCCCUGAAGCUGACUACAUUGACCUUUCAGAGGAAGAUGGGAGGAAAAACCAUGAAUCCUCCAUGGCAGCUUCUCCGAACCAUCCUGUCCGGAAAAGCUGUAGCGACACAGCCCUCAAUGCCAUUGUAACCAAGGAUGCUGUGAGCCGCCAUGAAGGCAACUAUACUCUCCAUGCCAACAAUGUACGUAAGAGGGGAAUGUCAAUCCUGAGGGAGGUGGAUGAGCAAUACCACGCCCUGCUGGAGAAGUAUGAGGAGCUUCUCAGUAAGUGCCGUCAACAUAAGGACAGUGUACGCCAUGCCGGUGUCCAAACCUCUCGCCCCAUCUCUCGUGACAGCUCCUUUAGAGAUUUCCGGGGGGAGGGUUAUGAGUUGGAAGAGCUCAAAACAAUGGAGAAGAGCCUUAGCAAACAUGUGGAAGCUGUAGACAAGCGGCUAGAGCAGAGUCAGCCAGAAUAUAAGGCUCUGUUUAAGGAGAUCUUCUCUCGAAUCCAGAAGACAAAAGCAGACAUCAAUGCCACCAAGGUGAAAAAAAAGACCAGUAAGUGAAUCUUCCCUCUUUGCCUGCACCUUCAGCCUCCUACUCUUCUUUUUAGCCCCAGGAAAAAUUGCCUGGGCUCCUGCCUUUGUGCUCUGGAAGCUUCUUUCAUUUGACAGCUUGCACAGAAAGGGAACCUGUUGGAGUGCUUCAAAAUCAGCAAGAACCGAAGUCACAUUCUUUAAGUUGAUAUUCCAAGCUGUCUGGCUCUCUGAAUCUGCUGCAGAAGCUAUAUGUUGUAGUUGUAGUUGGUAUCUAAGAUUUUAUGAGGAUUUUUUUCACAUCAUGCAGCAGCCAGAAUGCUUAAACAGGAAAUCAGGCCAACUAACCACAGCUUCACCUGUUGCCACAGUCACUGUUCACUUUUCUGCAUGGAACACAGGAUCAAGCUUAGAUUCCUUACUAUGACCUGGAGGGUCCAAAAUA